Molecule: messenger RNA, 890 nt
Organism: Hymenoscyphus albidus
Lineage: Eukaryota; Fungi; Ascomycota; Leotiomycetes; Helotiales; Helotiaceae
Source: the annotation of a GenBank genome assembly
AAAUGAUACACCCGGGAAUAGCACGCAAAUCUUUACCUAUGUACUCGAAAUGGCCACACCGGUGGACCAGUCGGAUCAGAAUCUGAGUUCGAUGAACCGAUUGUCUUCAGCACCAACCUCCGUGCCCGACACGAAAGCUGCUCCUGAAAUAUCUGACCUAUAUAAGAACUGCCUUAACGCAUAUGAGAAAACGCAAGAUGCUUUACUACCAUCUACUCACGACCAUGCGACGGAAAACAAGUUUGACCGGGAUGGAUUAAUUGUUUCCUUACAAGAAUCUCGAUCGAAGUUCAAAGCAUGGGCCCAGAAUAUUGCGGCAUUUCAGUCAUCGAGGCUUCGCACCUCCCUCGAUUAUCGGUUGAAAGAAGCCGCUGGAAUUCGAGAAAGAAUCGUGACAAUUCUUCAAGAACUCCUAGAUUCUUUAAGUGAGGGUCUGUGAACCCUUUCCAAUCAGUUCUCUAAGAGGAUUGAAUUAUCACAAACUCUUCCUUCCACUGGAACAUUUCCGCAUGCUAUCUAUAAAUUGUUUCCUUGUUGACACCUUGAUAGCUUUACCAAUUAUAUCUGGCGAUGAGCCUAACGACACAUGGAAAGUUGGGUCAUUUAGCGACUCCGAGUCAGACGAUGAAACGAAUAGCCAGGCUUCGGAAGAAGUGGUGCGAACAUCCGAACUUGAUGAGCUGUUUUCUGUGCGCCAUGAAUGGGGAGAAAACAUGCAAGGGCCUGAGAAAGACUCGAAAAGGUUAUUCCUCCACGAUGGAAGGACCGUGGAGCCAAAUGGCACGUUGAAACAGUUUCGGAGGCAUCUUGGUCGUCAUAUGGAGCAACUAGCUCUGUUCGCUCUUCCGAAAAAUGAUGGCGACGAAAUGGAAGACCAAAUCUUCAGGUGA